This is a messenger RNA of Chenopodium quinoa (quinoa), 1851 nucleotides long. RefSeq lists its product as uncharacterized. The record is from RefSeq and is a predicted model, not a curated record. Lineage: Eukaryota; Viridiplantae; Streptophyta; Magnoliopsida; Caryophyllales; Amaranthaceae. The transcript has 2 exons. The coding region runs from base 1 to 1851 and encodes 616 amino acids.
AUGAAUCAACCUCAACUUCAACUUUUCCUACAAAGAUUGAGCAACACCUCUCUGCAAAAUCCUCCACAACAACAAAUACCUCCACAACUUGAAAUACCUCCACAAAUUCCAACUAAAAACACUGAUUACGAGCAAUCACUUCCUGUCUACCAAGGAAGUAACUCUCAGUACGAUGAUAGCCAAGAAGAAAAUGUGCCUGAGACACCUCAAUACCCUCCGUCGACUCAAAGAAUGCGGGUGGGUUCCAACCAACAACUCGCUAAAGCUAGUCGUAUUUGGUCAGUCGCAGAAGAUGAAGCUCUUAUUGGGCUAUAUUUAAAAUACAGUGGAAAUGCGAUAAUGGGUACGGGCAUGAAAGCUGCUGAACUUUGGCGACAAAUAUCUGCGGCGUACGACAUGGUUCAAGCUAAGAAGCCAGAAAUACUACCACCCAGAAAUGCGAAGAGUUUGGAGAACCGUUGGAGAAGGAUGGCGGCAGAUGUACUGUUAUGGACAAGUUGUUAUGAUGAAGCGGGUCCGUUAACUGGAAGUGGAUUCAACGAAGUUGAUCGAAUUCAAAAGGCCUCAAGCUCAAAUUCUUCUGAUUCAGAUCAAUAUGCGGAAUUUGAUAAUCUAGUUGACGAAUUUGUCACAAAUCACUUACCUAACAUAAUGCUUCCUCAACCACCUCCAUCCGAGACCGAAAUUGUAAAUGAAGAUGAAACAGUCCCGCAACAUAGGGGAGAUAGAGAAAGGGAGAAAGGGCAUUUGCAAUUGUACAAUGAUUACUUUGCAAUAAAUCCCGUGUAUUCCGAAAAUCAGAUUCGUCGUCGAUUUCGAAUGCACAAACCUUUAUUCUGUCGGAUUAUGAAUAAAGUGGUUGAGGGCGAUCCGUUCUUCCAGCAGCGUAGGAAUGCAGCUGGUAGGCUUGGCUUAUCACCUCUGCAGAAAUGCACCGCUGCAAUAAGAAUGUUAGCGUAUGGUGUUGCUCUGGAUGCCGUAGAUGAAUACAUACGCAUGGGUCAAACAACAUCUAGAAAAUCAAUGCAACAUUUUACUCAAGGGGUGAUCAAGCAUUUUGAGGCCGAGUACUUAAGAAGUCCAACAGAUGAAGAUUUAAGGAGAAUCCUUCACCAAAAUGAAAUGCGUGGAUUCCCGGGCAUGAUCGGUAGCAUCGACUGCAUGCACUGGGAGUGGAAGAACUGUCCUAUGGCUUGGAAAGCACAAUACGCAGGUCGUAGCAAGAAUGCAACCCUUAUCCUCGAAGCUGUUGCGGAUCAAGAUUUAUGGAUUUGGCAUGCAUUUUUUGGAAUACCCGGCUCUUGUAAUGAUAUGAACGUCCUAUACCGCGCUCCGGUGUUUGACGAUGUUUUGAAAGGUCGGGCACCACCAAUUAGUUUUAUGGUAAACGACCAUGAGUACAACAUGGGAUACUACUUAAUAGAUGAUAAACAAGCUGCAGCUCGGAAAGACGUUGAACGUGUGUUUGGAGUUCUACAGGCUAGGUUUGCCAUAUUACGACAACCUUCACUUGCUUUCGACGAAGACAUUUUGAGCGACAUAAUGAAAGCUUGUAUCAUUAUGCACAACAUGAUUGUCGAGGAUGAACGACACAAUUACACUCGUGCCGAAGUUUUGAGAAGGUAUUACGAAGAAGAUCGCCCUCAGCUUCAUAGAGAAAGGUCCGGUCCGAGUACAAGUGCCACAGUGAAUAACAACGAGCCUUUCGAAUUUGACGUUGGCCGACCACCAAACGUUGAUUUUGACGCGUAUAUUCAAAGAAGAAUUACCCUGCGUGAUAGCCAAACCCAUUUUUCUUUGAAAGAUGAUUUAGUUGAGCAUAUUUGGCAAAAAUACGGUCGUAAUGAAUAA